AUGGAAAACGCAGAGGGGGCCUGCCCCCCCUCCCUAGUGACAGAAGAACCAGCUGCAGCAACAGCAGCAGCAGCAGCAGCAGCAGCUGCUACACCUGAAGAAGGAACAAGUCAAAGUGGCAUUGAAAGUCCCACUGCGACUUUCUCAGACUCAGUUUCGUCAGGUGUACAUACACCCGAAACCCCAGGGGAGGAUGAGGGCGAGCCCACCAGCCCAGAAACAGCAGCAGCAGCUGCAGCAACGGCAGUAGAGACAGAAGCAGCAGCAGCGGAGCCGGCAGACACAACGGGAACAGCAGUAGCAGAGCAGCAGGAAGAUCCAGCAGCGGCAGCGGCAACAACCGAGGGAACAGCAGCAGCAGCCGAGACAGCAGCAGCAGCAGCAGCAGCAACAACUGUUGCUGAAUCCCCAGCGUCAAACAACGCAGCAGAAGCAGCAGCAGCAGCAGUGGAAGCUGAGUCUGAGCCGGCAGAAACUGACCCUGAAGCAGCAGCAGCAGCAGCAGCAGCAGCAGCCGGAACAGAAGCACCGGCAGCAGCAGCAGAGGAAACAGCAGCAGCAGCAGCAGCAGCAGAAGAUGUUGAUGAAGGAGAAAGUUCAACAAAAGAUCAAAAUGAAGAAACUGACGGAGAGACAAAAACAAAAACAGAAAAUGAAACAGAAGAACCUCCCGAGUGGUCAGAAGCACUGGAAGAGGCGCGAGCUGCUGCUGCUGCAGCACGAGGGGAAGCUGCUGCUGCUGAGCUCCUGGCAGCAGCAGCAGCAGCAAAGCAGCAGCAGCGGGAGGAGGAGGCUGAGCUGCCUGUGACUCCGCGCGAGUUGUCUGCAGCAGCAGCAGCAGCAGCAGAAGCAACAGCAGCAGAAGUGGAUGCCAUGAACAUUAAGAGCAAAAGAAUUCCAAUUAAAAUAUCUUUUGUCAAAAAAAAAGAAAACAUUAAAGACUCCAUCAACCUUCACCCAUUUGCUGACAGAGUUCUAGCACUCAAGGCGCCCAAGGACUCUUUGUGCGUGGAUGUGAAGCAAGAACUGGACUUUGGGGUGCAAGCUGUAGCAGCAACAGCAGACUGCAGCACUCAAGCAGCAGGAGAAGCCCCUGCAACAAAAGAGAUUCAACACGACGCAGACUCCUUCCUUAGGAAGCCUGGCGCACUGGCUGCUUCUUCUCGGAAAAGUUUUCAAACUUUCUUUUCCAAAGUCGCGAACAUGUAA
Molecule: messenger RNA, 1209 nt
Organism: Eimeria tenella
Lineage: Eukaryota; Apicomplexa; Conoidasida; Eucoccidiorida; Eimeriidae
Product: hypothtetical protein, conserved, putative
Exons: 4
Coding region: 1-1209 (402 amino acids)
Source: RefSeq, a predicted model, not a curated record